Messenger RNA from Caenorhabditis angaria, 2362 nucleotides. The record is from the annotation of a GenBank genome assembly. NCBI's taxonomy places the organism in Eukaryota, Metazoa, Nematoda, Chromadorea, Rhabditida, Rhabditidae.
AUGGGCGCAAAUUUGACUUCACCAUUACCACAUCGACCACAAACAUCGGUAAGGAAUAUGGGAAUGAUUAUAUUUUUGGGGGAACCUUUCGGGAGUAGGCUGGCAAAAAUAAUGCAAUAAUACAACAUUUUAGAAAUGCCAAGAAAAGGCGAAAAACCUGUAAUCAUAGUAUUUUGGUGAUUGGAGAACAUUUUUCGAGGUUUUUCUUAUUGCAAUCUCUAUUCCCGAGAUUUUCCUAUUUUUUGCUGCAAAGAUUGUGAAAUUUGGUUAAGUUUGAAGGAUUUUAGCAUUUUUUGUGAAAAAACGAAAAACGGUUUUGAGGUUUGGAAAAAUUGUAGGAAAACCUACGCGUUGUCUGCGUUCUCUCUUACGCGUUUCUAUCUCUCAUUUUUCUCUCUUUCUCUAUCGUCUCUUCUAGAAGCAACACUCUCUCGCUCAUUUUUUCAGUUUUUUUUUUCUUGAAAUCAGGAAAAAUCGCAGUUUUCACGGGGAACAUCAUAUAUGAAAGUAUAGAGAAAGACAAGGAAAAGACAGAAAAAUAAAAAUCGAAUUGUAAAAUUUAAGUUGGAUUUGAUAAUUUUUGCAAAAAAGGGAAAAAUGUUGUAUAUUAUUGCAUUUCUGAAAACUAGUCAGAAAAUUUGAAAUUUGAAAAAAAAAAAACAUUUUAGACAAGUCUGAUUCAAAAACUCUGAAGAUCAGAUUUCUACUCAAGAAACUUUCCAGUAACUUCAAAAAAGCUUCCCAUAAGUAUCUAUCACACAAAAUUUCAGGUCUGCAAUCAUUUAUUUUCGCCCGGUGAUGGUGGACCAACAUUUGCACCUCAACGAAAUCAACAACACCCAAAAGAAUCGGUUUUGAUGCAAGGUUGGAAUUGGAGCAAACGGAAUAUUCAGCCUGUUAUGAGUCGACGAAGUUUGCCAAAAUCCGAGUCAUCUUCUGACACAACAAUAUCAUCAAAAUCAAGUGAUAGUCUUGUUUCAUUCACAAGAUCAACACAAUUCUCCGGUGGAAGUAAGGUGUCGAUUUGUUUGGACAAGAAUCAGAAUUAUCACCAUAACCAUCAUAAUGCGACAUCUCGAUCUUUGACUUCUUCAUCAUCUUCAUCUUCAACAGGAAUCGCAAAUGAUUCAACAACAAUUAUACCAAAUUAUUAUAGUAUUCGGGAUGAAUUUCGACGCGGGUUACAAUUAAAUAAACAACAAGAUUAUAUAAAUAAUAAUAAUAAUGACAAUAUUUCUCCACCAAAUCAUAUUCCAAGACAAAUUGGAACUAAAGAUGAAAAUGCAAAUGGAUAUGGAUUUGGAUCUACAAAUCAGCUUAAAGAUUUGGUAAGCUCCUUCAUUUUUUUAUUUGAGAAAAAAAAAUGUAUUUUUAGAACACUUCCACAUCAACAACAACAUCAAAGUUAACACAAACACAAUCACGAAAAACAAUAAUUCAAGCAUCAACAUCGGAAUUAUUACGAGGUCUUGGUAUAUUUAUUGCAAAUACGUGUAUUGUUCCGGAUUUUGAAGCGGCUCAUUUGGUGACUUGGUUGAGAUCUGUUGAUAGAUCAUUAUUGUUACAAGGAUGGCAAGAUAUUGCAUUUAUUAAUCCCGCCAAUUUGGUUUUUAUUUUUAUGAUUGUUAGAGAUGUUUUGCCUGGUAUGUUUGGAUUGCGAAAAUGAGAUGAACUUUAAGAAAAAAAAGUGGGAAUAAGACUCUUGUAAAAAAAUAUAAAUGUGAAAAAACUUUAAAGUGAUCUACUUGAAUUCCAAUUUUUUUCCUGUCGAUCAAAAGACAAUUUUUCUCAAUCCGUAAUUAUAUUAAAUCCGGGAAAUAGAGAAAACCAAACUACAGUAUACUUUGUCGGCCUCGUGUUUUCCUACUGAAAAAAUUCAAUUGAUUUUUACGCGAUUCUAUGUGCAAUAGGGCAAACUUGAUUUCCUGUGUGUUAUGUUUCAAUUUUUCGUGUGUUUUAGAAAAAAAACUUUUUUUUUGAAAAGUGGAAAUUCAACCUUAUUCCUAUUGAGUUAGCACAAGUUUCUCCACAAAAACAUCUAUAUAUUUUCAGUUGAACGACAUUCAAUAAUAACACUUCAAGAACUCCACGCCUGGGUUCUCAGCUGUCUCUAUGUCUCCUAUUCUUAUAUGGGUAAUGAAAUUUCGUAUCCUCUUAAACCAUUUUUAAUUGAAACGGUGAGCCUUUUUAUUCUAAAUUUUUUUUUCAAUUUCAAAAUUUCCAGGAUCGUAACGCAUUUUGGUCUCGAUGUGUUUCAAUGAUCACAUCGCAUAGUGAAAAGAUGCUUCGGCUAAAUUCAUCGUCAACAUUUUUCACCGAAGUCUUCACUGAUCUCAAACGACACUCCACCGAUUCUGAAUAG